Molecule: messenger RNA, 10489 nt
Organism: Diabrotica virgifera virgifera (western corn rootworm)
Lineage: Eukaryota; Metazoa; Arthropoda; Insecta; Coleoptera; Chrysomelidae
Product: rap1 GTPase-activating protein 1-like
Exons: 7
Coding region: 330-2453 (707 amino acids)
Biological process (GO): regulation of small GTPase mediated signal transduction; activation of GTPase activity
Cellular component (GO): cytoplasm
Molecular function (GO): GTPase activator activity
Source: RefSeq, a predicted model, not a curated record
CAGUUUGUUAUUCGGCUUGGAUCUGUGUGAGAUGUAAGCGAAGGGGUUGUUGGAAGUGCGCUCUUUCUUACGUCAGUUAUUCAUGUUUGAGAAUUAAAAAGCCUCGUGUUUUGCCAAACAAUUACCGACUACGUGAUUAUGUGACUUUUUAGGCUAGUUUCUAAGCGGUGACACACUUUUUAUAUGAAGAACAUAUUGGUGUGAGUGUUAAGUGAAGGAACUGUCUAACCUUGAAACUUGUUUAUGUUUGUUUGGUACUAAUGAGUGGUGAUCUUGUGGGGAUGUAGACGUGCAUUUCGGUAUUUUAAGAAUCUUACAAAAGGGUCUUGAUGAGGACUCUAUCGGAGACGGACAGGAACACCAUACCGAGGGGGUGGGUGAGACAGGCCGUUAUGGGGGUGCUCAGGUGGAAGGACGUACCGCCACCGCCACCACCUGCCAGGACAGACACUUUACAUAAAGGCAUCAUGUUACAGCCACCUCCCGCCUCAAGACAACAAAGUCAAACAUCAGAAGCAAAAGAUGACCGGUUAUCGACUAACAACAACAUCAAAGUAUCCCCAAUACCAACACCUGCAUUGCAAACACCUCCCGCAUCUCCACAACAACCUACGCAGUCAAAGAGGCUACUCCAAGAGAUUCUUUCUCGGCCGAGACCUUACCCCAUGAUCGCUGUACCUCCUAAAGGCUACUGGGUCGAUGGAACGGAUCACGAAGAGCAGUUUGAUCACAGAGGAAUGCCAAUCAUUCCGCAUCCCAAUUGGAGGGCAAAAAUUGAGACGGACGAUACGGCGAAGUGUUACCGAAGGUUUUUCGUUGGAAGGGAACACUCUUCUCUUAUCGGCAACGACGAGAUCCAUGGCCCAGUACUUCUUUCGAUCAAAACCGAAAACGUAGCGAACCAGGAACAUACCCGGAUCCUCUUGAGGUUGCGUACCGGCACCAUGCAUGAAAUAGUACCAUCUUCGUGUCUAGGUUCCAGUCCCUCGCCUGCCAAAAUGGCUAAGCUUCUCAACGAGCAAUUGAACGUUGAAAACUUCGUACCUGUUCUUCACCCCAAAUCCUCUCAACUCAUAGCCAACUAUGACGAGCACGUUCUAGUGACGAAUUUCAAGUUCGGAGUGCUGUAUCAGCAGUUUGGCCAAACUGACGAGGAGGAAUUAUUCUGUAAUAGUGUUACCACGCCAGCGUUUGAUGAUUUUUUGUCGUUGUUGGGACAACGAAUACAACUCAAAGAUCACAAAGGUUACCGAGGUGGUCUGGACAUUCAAAAUGGCCACACGGGAGACACGGCUGUUUAUGACGUAUUUAAAGAAAGGGAGAUAAUGUUUCACGUUUCGACACUGUUACCUUUUACCGAAAAUGACCCCCAGCAAUUGCAAAGAAAAAGACAUAUCGGCAAUGAUAUUGUGGCGAUAGUUUUCCAAGAGGACAACACACCUUUCACUCCUGACAUGAUCGCUUCGCAUUUUUUGCAUACGUUCAUAGUAGUUCAAGUGAUUGCCCCCAACUCCUCUAAUACUAGAUACAAAGUCAGCGUAACAGCCCGCGACGAUGUUCCGUUCUUCGGGCCAACUCUCCCAACUCCUGCCAUCUUUAAGCACGGACCAGAGUUCAAAGAGUUUCUCCUAACCAAAUUAAUAAAUGCGGAAAACGCUUGUUACAAAGCUGAUAAAUUUGCUAAACUGGAGCUGCGCACCCGCACUUCCCUCCUCCAGACACUUACUGAAGAGUUGAAGCAAAAAACCACCGAGUUUUUAGGUGGCAACGCCAAUUUGACUCCUGGGACUCCCAAGAGCGACUCCGGCCCUGGAUCGAGGUUCAUCGAUACCGUGAAGAAAGCAUGGAGCGCUAGGGUGAAGACCAGUCAGAGCGUAGAUAACAACUUGAGUACCAAUGGGCAUGAAAAAUUGUCCAAAAAGGGUUCUCAGCCUACCAUUUCAGAGUCGACACCAUCGAGCGGCCGGUCCAUUUCAAAGACAUCGAUGAACUCCAACGGCAAGAAGAGUAGUAGCCCGACGUCAUCAACAACCUCCUCACCGGACCUGACGGCGCACGCACACGCUAGACCAGCCUUGUCCGUAGCCAGUGACGACUCAUCGCUCACCAGCGAAGAUUUGGAACAUCUGGCUGGAGGAUACAUUGACAGCGAUACUGGUCUUGAAAGUAUGUCAAGUGCAGAAACAGCUGCAAAAGCUUGUAGUGUAUGCCAAGACAGACCUGGAAGCACGGCUGGACCUACCGCUGAAACUCUUAUGCAAGAGGUAGUGCAGUUGAAAUGCGACAAGUUGGAUUUGUUAAGACAGAAUGUGAGUUGUCAGAGGGAUCUAAAAAGAUUGCGUGAAAAGGAAUUAGGUCUUCAAGGAGACCUAGCCCAGGCUACCAAGGAAAUUUUAAGGCUACGGGAACUACUGAAGGAUUACAGCCCCAAUGGCGACAGAUCUCCAAUGUAAAUGUUAUUAUUUCAGUUCUUAUAGCCUCAAAACUUACUGUAAACUCUUCUAGAAGCCAUUUUCUUUUCCUUAAUAUUAUUUGUUCAGUUUUCCGUUUUCUUUAGAGUUUAUAUAGACUGUCUCACUUUCCGAAUUCCACAAUAUACAAACUUAAAACACUCUGUUUAGUUUAUAUUUUCUACAGAAUAUAAUCUAAGUCUAGAGACAUAGAUGUCUAAGUGUCAAUUAGAUGUCCGCACACUCUAUACACAGUUGUCUCACUUUAAGCAAUCAGUGCUAGUCCUUUUAAAAUAAAUAAUUCUGUGUUAUAUUUUUGAAAUAUUCUAAAAAUAAAAAUAAUUUCCAAAUAUCACUUUGAAAAAACGAAUCCUUAUUUAUUGCAAAAGGCGCAUUUUAUAUUGUAUCAAAAAAUAAACAGUUCAUUAUAAAGGUAAAAAAAUAUCUACUAAUACUACUUGUAGUAUAGGGCUUUUCAUCGACUCUCAUUUGUUUCGAGCUUCUGUCAUAUGUUGUAUAAUCUGUAUAUACGAAUAUUAUAUACAGACUAUACAACAUAUGACAGAAGCUCGAAACAAACGAGAGUAGAUGAAAAGACUUUUCAUUCACAGUCAUUUGUUUCGAGCUUCUGUCAUAUUUCGUGUAAUCCGUGCAUAUUAAUAUUAUACAACAUAUGACAGAAGUUCGAAACCAAUGACAAUCGAUGAAAAGCCCUAUUAAACACAGUUUAAUGAUAACGAAUCAGUUAAUUCACUCUCGUAUUUUGACAGUUCCAAUUUUGCAAUCCACUCUUAAGACAAAAUUUUAAAUGCGCGACGAUAACGACCAAUCAUUAUAGUUCGUCCGCUAUAACUUUUCCCAUGCGUCACGAUUUAAUUUCAAACAAAUUAAGUCAAAACAUAGAGUGAAACGUACGCUGAUGUGUGUAGUAUAUUACAGUACCUACACAAAACAGUAUAUACAGUAUACAAAAUGUAUAUACACAUCGUCGUUCGUUUCACUUUAUGUUAAUUUGUUUGAAAAUGAAUCGUGACGCAUGGGAAAGUUAUAGCGGACGAACGAUAACUGUCAUUCAUCUGCGCAAAGGACUAAAAUUGUUGAUGCGCCGUCACCAAAGUGGAACAUAGAUAACAAAGGAUUUUCGCGGAGUGACCCUAUCGCUUCUUCAGCAUUAAGGCGGGUUGACAUAACUAGUGACUAACGAACGUGGCUCACGCUUACGUAUUUUGCCCGUGCUAUUGUUAAAUAUUUUAUUAUCUAUUUUCAAACUCAAGCAUUACAUUUGUAUUUAUGCAAUGCAUAGAUACAAAUAUACUGCUUGAGUUUGAAAAUAGAUAAUAGAAUAUCUAACAAUAGCACGGGCAAAAUACGUAAGCGUGAGCCAUGUUCGUUAUUCACUAGUAAUGUCAACCCGCCUUUAUACUGUGGUAUUAAUAAUAAAUCCACGCCUGCGUUAAUUUGUGUUAUACAUCAUUUGAUUUAAUAUUGAUAUUUUAUAUCUGUGCCUCUAAUACUUCUAGUUGGCUAGGACUAUGGUUUAACAAAAACUUUCGUAUUUACAUACAUUUUCAAUACUUUUUUUAUAACGUAUUUGCAACUCUAGAUUAUUCCUAAUAAAGUGAGACUGACUGUCAUAAAAAAAUAACAAUAAUAUAUUCACAUCACAUAAAGAUUCAUAUUUCCGUUAAUACAACAAUUUCUUUUUGUUUUGUGAUAUUUUUAUACAUUUAUGAACUUGUAUUACUUUUUCUUUUGAGGAUUUUUAUUUUUAGUUUUUAAAUAAUUUAUUUGAUGUACAAUUAUUAUGUAUAUUAUUAUGAAAAUACAAAGUUUACCAGCUACCCUAGGCGAGUAAGGUUGGUAGUUCCCAUGUUGGAUUUUUCUGGAGUGAAAAUGUUUGAAAAUAUAAAUAUGCCAAGUAAAGUUGUAUUGUUUUGAGUCUUCAGAGAUACUUCAGGGGUUUAUAUUCGGCACAUUACUCGUAUAUUUUCAAUAUUUUAGUUUAAGAAGCCCUCUAUGUUCCAUGAUAAUGAAUAUUAUCAAAUACGCUUGCAUUUUUCAUUAACAUAUCUUUUCAUUUUCAUAUUCAGCAGAUAUCGUAACUGCCUUUUCAACGCAUUAAAGAUUGAUUGAUUUGUUAUUACUUUGUUGUAACGUAUCUUCCGAUGCAGAUUAUUGUACUACGUUCACUCCCAAGCUAAGCUCAAGUUCGCAGUUUCACACGCCUGAUCGUUAGGUGUGUCGUUCCGUCUCCGCUUGUCAUUGGUUAAAAAUUAAUUUCUAACCAAUGACGACCUGUGACAACACGAUACACCCACUGAUCAUGUGUAUGAAACUAUGACCUCGAGCUUGUCUUUGGAUUGAACAAACUAUAGGUAUGUUCCAGGUUGAUGUUGCAGGAUGACAUCUUGCUGUCCUUAUUGUCACUACGUAUACACUGGUACGUUUUUGUCCAUUCUUCUUAGUUGUGUUGUGCCCGCUACACAUAUGUUUCCUGUUUUACAAUCAAAUCUUCAUGGGUCUUGUACUACUGCGAUACGACUUGCCUCUUACUCUCUCUACUUUUCGAUCCUUUGGUUUACGAAUAUGGCGUCGAAAAGAUAAUAACGCGCUUUUUCUUGUUUUCUUUUAUUAUUAUCUUGUUGCUCUCCCAGUGAUUCGACACACUUUUGUGUGAUAAAUUUUGGAGUGACAUGCAAAUGUUUUCGUGAAGUUUCAAGCGUGACUUUAAAGUUUAUGACAUUAUGAGUGACAUGUUACAUUUCGAAUAUCAUGUUUCAAAACAAUUAACAACAUUUACUUGGUCAGUUAAUGCCUGUGAAAGAAGACUCUGUUUAUUUAGUAAAAUUUAAACAAAUUCCAACCCAUUACAGAGUGAAACCUGUCUCCUAGGGUAAUCAUAAUUAUACCAAAGUUAACAUUCCCCAAAAAUUCUGUUUCAGAAAAAUUAUUUACUAGGUGUAUAUAACAAAGUAUUUAUUAGAUAUUAAGUUUUUUGUAUUUAGAAAAGAGAAUAACGAGAAAAACCUAGUUUGUGCAUAUAUUGUUAUAGAUUCUUUAUUUUUACUUUGUUCUUGCGUUUUUUAAGUUUGUACAACGGGAUUACUUCAUUUCACUGAUAUUUGUAUUGUUUCGUAUAUUCUUUAAAGGGAACGGAGCAAAAUGCAAAAUUUUGAUGCAUGUCAAGAUUUUCAAUGUGUUUUAAAUGUAUUCAUUUUUUUCGAAUCCGGAGAAAACUAAUAAAUAUUUUUGAAGAAUUUAAAAGCAGAAUGAAAGAUUACAUUAUUACCGACUCCCGAAAGUCCCUGAAAACUUCUAUAAUGUUUAUUUUAAUAAGGUACACGGGUGAAAAUAAAAGAGAAAAUUUAGUGUGAUUUGUAUUUGCAAAUAUUUCAUUCAAAAGAAACUUUUUAUUUAUUCUAAGGGCCUUUCGGCCCUCGGUAAUAAAGUAGUCUUCCAUUCUGCGUUUAAAUUUUUCAAAAAUACUGAUUAGUUUUCUCAGGAUUCGAAAAAAAUUAAUACAUUUAAAACAUAUUGAAAAUUUUGACAGGCGUCAAAAUGUUGAAUUUUGCGCCUUUUCCCUUAAUCUUAACGUAUUGCCAAAUACUAUUGACUGUAAUACAUCCAACUCCCACAGAAAUGUGCAAGCACGUUGCCACUAGCGCCACUGUUGGCUUGAGUUGAACUAAGUUUUGACAACGUAAAAUUUGACGUAAACAUUCAAAUUUAAUUUUAAAAAUUUUUGAAUAACAAACUAAGUUUGCUAAAUUGAAUUAAAAUAAAAAUAGUUCAAACACUUAUACAAAAACAAUAAUAAAGCAAUUUUAUAAAUGUAAGGUUAGAUUGCUCUGGUUAUCCUACUCAUACCGCUAGGUGGCGCUAUUUUUUUGCUUCCUCAAAAUUAAUGGGAAAUGUCAAGAGUUGUAUGUAUUACAGUCUAUAGUAUUUGGUAUUGCUUAUUUGUUAUGCUACUUUAUUUAACAUACUUCUCGAAAAGUUCAUCUUUUAAAUAAAUCAAUUUUAGAAAAGUUGUAUACAUACUUAAUAACAGAGGUAUACAGUAUAUUCUAUGAAUAUUCAACUGUUUUGGAUUAUCGCGACAACCAAUAUUUUACUGUGCGACAUAAGAAGUACGAAAGUAAAUUGCUUUAAUAAUUAUUAGACAUAUUAGACAUUUACUUUUGUACUUUUUAUGUUGCACAGUAAAAUAUUCGUUGUCGCGAUAAUCCAAAACAGUCGUAUAUUCAUGGAAUAUACUAUACACAAAACCAAUGUUGACAAAACAAAUAAAUAUAUUUCUCUGUAUAUGUUACAGGUUUUAGACAAAACAAAAACUGAAGGAUUUAUUUUUUUAUUGAUAUUUUGAUCUGAUAGUCUCAGAGAGUUUAUGAACUUCUUGUCAACAUAAAUAUUGUAGUAUAAGUGAUGCAUCUGAGAUCAUCACUACAAUAAAAACAAAGAUGUGUAUAUCAAAUGAUUUCGUAUUUUUUUACUGUUUGGCUUUCCAGUAUUGUAAAUUAAGAAUAUCAGCGAAAUGAAGGAAACUCAACUGCAAUAUGUAUUACUAAUGUUAGAAUGAAUGUAUCUUGUAGGUUGUGUACAUACAGUUUCACACUCGCUUUCUAUUUACCAGUUCGUCUUAGAGAAAAAUGUUUUGUUAACUAAAAAACAUUUAUGAAAAUGUGUGUUGUGUCUGUAAAUUCAGACUUAGAAUUUUAUUAUACCUGCUAGAAUUUUCAGAUGUUAAAAGUACGGGACGUUUUGCAGUUGCACAAUAUACCAAUAUUUGGUUGAAUGUGACUAUUUUGAUUAUCAAUCUUUAAACAAAAAUGAUUAUAAAUAUAUUAAAAAUGUCGUUUGUCUAUUAUAAUUUCCAAUGCUUUUUACUAACUGUCAUACUUCGACUUCUGCUCUCUUUUUAUUUUCAGACGGAUUAAUUACAAAGAUUUUUUAUUUGUGUGUAUUUUUUUGUGCGCAUGCUUCAGUAUCAGCUAUUGUUUUUUUGUGAACAAGCAUGUUAAGGUAAUCUCUUUCUCAUAGACACUUUUCAGUGCGUCACAGUUUUUCGAUUUCUUUCUAACGCAUUAAGUUGGAAGUGACAGAAAAAAACGUAUUUCCGUGAUUACAGUCAUUUCUAACAUUUAUUCUAGCUGUUGAUAGAUGGUGCUAUAAUCGAACAAACAAUGAUUUACGAAUUAUAUAUACGACUAUAAUCUGUAUAAUUUAUAAAACUAUACAAAUCAAAGAAAAUACCAUUUUAUAAAUGCAAUAAACACAAUUGAUUUGUUUUUAUACUAAAUUGCAAAUAAAAGGGUUAUACCAUGAUACUAUAAAUAACGAGACAGUAUCUUCCCGUAGCUCAAAUACAUCCGAGUUCGCGCAUGAUGACGUAACUGGUGACCGGAAGUUGUAUUUGAAUUCUUGUUAAAAUUAACUGGGAUUUGUAUGCAUUAUGUGAUGAAAUUAUUCAAUUAGCAACAUAACAUUAAACUUCAAUGUAUUCGAAAAAAAUGUAAUGUAGAGAUUCCUGUCAAAAUAACUGACAUAAAUAAAAUAUAAAAUACACUUAGCUUACAACCGAGAACAAUUCAAACUAAUCGGACAUUACGAAUGAUUACGAACCAUUACGAAGUUGCUGGUCUCCAGUUACGUCACGACUUCAGGAUGUGCAAUAUAUUAUCUUGUUAUUUAUAGCAUCAUGGGUUAUACUGCAAUACCUUUUUCAUAUUUGGCUGAUUACUAUUCUGACAACUGUCACUGUUAGAUUUAACUAAAAUGUCAUGUUAUAAAUGUGUAUUAUCACGGACUUACCUUUUUUUCUCUCACUUGUGACACACUGAAAAUUGCCUAUCAAAAGGACCAUACCUGUGAACACAUAAUUAGUAAAGAAAGUAUAGUUCUUGAAAAAAAAAAAGAAAUACGAUAGAGAUAAUACUGCGUUCCAAGCCAUUGUUCAUCAAAAGAGCACGAACCAAUUAAAUUACCGCUGUUUCAACAUGGAGGCUGCGCUUGUGCUCGUCGCAUGAUGAAUAGGCCUAUUUUCGCACUGCGAUUCCGUAUUGUCGGGAUAACAGUUAGUGCAGAUAAUUAUGAAGUCACGUAAAUACUAAAUACAAGGUUAUUACAUCAUACAAUAACGAGAAAUAAUGAGAAACUUGUAUUAUUACAUUUAAAUACAAAAUAUACUGCUACUUCGCAAAAUACUAGACUUCAGAGAAAGAAACGGAGAACUGUUGGAAUGUUGUAAAAAAAGACAAACCAGGCAAUUGGAUGGAAUAUCUUUACCUGGUAGCACAUUCAUAAGUUGAAGGAUUCAGGUCUGAUUUAACAAAACUCAAACUAUGAAAAAUACAGCAUAGUGAAAAACAUAGUUUCUUUAUUUGCUGGACCAAUCUACAGAUACCUAUUUGUACUUUCUUCUGAAUAUCUGUUGAUGCCACUAAUACCGUGUUGUCCUUAAUGAUGUUUUAAAUGCAUAUUUGGUAAAAACACAAUGACACGAUCAUCGAUACACAUCACUAGCGAAAAGUUUCACAAUAUUAAAUAAUAACCUACUAUAUUACCGUUCAUCGGUGAUAUGAUUUUGAUUAUGAUAUUCUACCGACAUAAUGCAGAUCUCUCGAAAAAACAUGCCAACUUAUGCAUCCAAAGAAAUUGUUUCAACAUAAUCUACUCUGUUAUUGAUACAUUCAUCCAGCGGUGUUCCGAUGCCGCUAUCCUCUCUCUGUUGUGUUCUUCUGAAAGUGCUACAAAGUACUUAUCUGCAGCAACACAUGUUGCAGAUCGCUCAGUUUCUUAAUUGCCAAAACAGUUUCGGGGGCAGGUACAUUGUCAUGAUAAACAAGAUUUUUUUAUGUCAGAUUUAUUUUCACAAAUACCUGUGUUCAGAAGUUGAGAGUAUAUUGUCCAGUUAUAGUUGUGCCCAGCUCAAGAUAGACAUUUAGCAAAAUUCCUUUUAUAUGGCAAAACUUAUAGAUAAUUUUCGAUAUAAAUGCAGUUUUUAGUCUUAGCACUUUCACAGUUACAUUUAAACUUGGCGCCCAUUCUUUUAUGGUAGAAAUUUAAUCGUUCAUACAUAUUUACAAACCACAAAUGAAGAUCAAUCGGUGUUAAAACUACUUUUUUGCGAAAAUUUUUAUUUAUUCCAUUUUCAACACCAUGAACAGUGAACAGCCUAACAGCUUUAAACGACUGCCUACAAGCAACUGCUGCCUGGAAUGAGUUGCAGUUUUCAUUGCGUUUUUCUUAAACUUAAUUCGCUUAACGCUUCUUUAUUACCUGAAAUCGUAAGAGUACCUACUUAAUCUGUGAAACCUCCAUGUUCAUUACUAAUAAUAUAACUAAACAUUUAUGUUAGCGUGUGUCAAUAUUUUGUUUUCCGAAGAAAUGUCCUUGCAUAACGAAAGAAAUAUCUGAAAAUUCGGGCAAAAAUACUAACAAAUAUUUUUGAGAUAUCGAGUAUUCUUUAAAAUAUAAAACAAAACGAACUUCAACGACUAUUCAAGAACUAAUUUAACCUGUAGAAGCUUCUGAUAUUUCCAUUUAAGAAUGUACACCGUAGAUUACGAUUAAUCAUGAAUUUUCUGUUCUGUAUACAUUGAUUUUGUAUUACUUGGAAGUUUGUAAGGAUGUAAUAGUUUAUCUAUAGGUGUUAUAGAUUUAAAAAUAUAAGAUUGGGAUAUCCAAUUACUGCAUAAAAUAUAAUUACCAUUUGUCGAUUUUUAUAAUUUCUCUAAAUCCCUUUUUAUUUCGGUUCAACUAAACUAACACCUAUGCAUUGAUAUAUUUAUUUUUAAAACCUAAAUAAACUGAUUUUGUUUACGCUGAGCAAGAACUUUUAUCUGAACUUGAAUAGUUGAACAGUUUUGUAAUUAAAAUUAACUUUUUUAUUUAGAAGAAUGCUUCUAUUAUUACUUAAGAUUGCAAUAAACAUAAGUGUUCUUUUGUACAAGUUAUUUAACUGUUUUUAUGUACCUUGAUUUUUGUCUUAAUGGCGAUACUUUUGCUGCAUCAAAACCUAAUAAAUAUGUAUGUCAUAA